This is a messenger RNA of Papaver somniferum (opium poppy), 702 nucleotides long. RefSeq lists its product as uncharacterized. Lineage: Eukaryota; Viridiplantae; Streptophyta; Magnoliopsida; Ranunculales; Papaveraceae. The record is from RefSeq and is a predicted model, not a curated record. Bases 1 to 702 code for a protein of 233 amino acids. The transcript has 2 exons.
AUGCCCAUCGCACUCCCCGAGCACGAGGGAGAGGAAGCAAAAACUAAAGCACUACCCUGGGAAAUGCCCAAAAUCUUGAUCGAUGGUGGCAGUUCUGUUGAAAUCUUAUUCUAUAAAACGUUCAAACAAAUGGGCCUCAAAGACGAGUGCCUCAAACCCUCGACCUACAACAUAUUUGGCUUCAACGGGUCAUCAACCCGCCCAAGAGGAGAGAUAACAUUAGAAAUUCAGGUUGGAAGAAUCCUUAUCCUAACCACUUUCUACUUAGUAGAUGUACUAUCCCCCUACACAGCCAUUGUCGGACGAUCCUGGGUCCACGGAAUCAAAGGAGUGGCCUCAACUUACCAUCAAAGAGUAAGAUUUCCUACGCCUGAUGAAGUGGCAGAAAUUAUUGGAGACUCUGGCGAAGCAAAGUAUUGUUACAAGAUGGACGUCCAAAACGGCGAGAACAAAGUAAAAACACAGGCGAGGAGGGCUAGAGAUAUUGAUAACUCGAGUGAAGCCCGCGACUACACUACAACAAGCGAUGCACCAACACUCUUGUACGAUAAUUCGACUGAAGCCAAGCUGAGAGAGUUGGAGGAGAAGAUAAGGAAGCUGUCAGGAACCGGCGAAGAAGACAAGCUCGCCGAGGUUAUAAGCGAGGCCGAGAGGACCCCUUUCACCCAAGAGCUAGAACUAAGGGCCUUCCCACCUAAGUGA